AUGGCGGGAGGCACCCAGGCGGGAUGGCAGGACGGGACCCGCUGCGCCCAGCUGGGGAGGGGGGACCUGGGGGCAGCUUUCCCUGCCCUCCUUCCCGCGCGCCGCCGCUUCGGCUCAUGGCGGCUGGGCGACGCCUGGCAGCCUGGCCGUGGGCCCUGCGUCCUCUCCGAGUACCAGGCCUUCAGGGAGAACGUGCUGAAGAACCUGGACGACAAGGCUUUUGACAAGCCCAUCUGCGAGGCCCUCUUAAACCAGAAGUUUUUCAAUGGAAUUGGGAAUUACCUCCGCGCUGAGAUCCUGUACAGGUUGAAGAUCCCUCCCUUUGAAAAGGCUCGGACCGUGCUGGAGGCCCUGAAGGAUCAGGAGCAGAAUCCUUCUCUGACGCUGAGCAAGAAGCUGAAGCUGAAGCGGGAGAACCCAGAUCUCCUGGAGCUGUGCCACACCGUGCCCAUGGAGGUCAUCGCAGCGGAGAAAAAUCUCUUUGACCCAGAUCACUCGGAUAACUAUGCCGCUUUCAAGAACUGGUUGCAGUGUUACUUGGUGCCUGGCAUGAGCUCCCUGCGCGACCGCAAUGGCAGGACCAUAUGGUUCCAGGGAGAGCCUGGCCCCAUGGCUCCCAAAGGGCAGACGUCCCGCAAGAAGCGCGCUCAGCUGAAGGCAGAUCCCGAGGCUCUGACCCCCAAGGCCACCACGCGCGCCUCAAAACGGCGCCCCAGGGCUGCAGCGAAACCCCCGAAGUCAGCUGAGGAGGAGGAGGUGGCUGACAGGCCAAGAAAGGGACGUGCUCGUGGGACAAGGAAGGUGACCACUGCUCCAGCCUUGUCCGAGCCUGAGGUGCCAGUCAAAGCCAAGAGAAGCCGCCAGACGUCUGCGCGCAGGGGCAGAGGCGCAGCCCCUGCCGUGUGA
Messenger RNA from Nipponia nippon (crested ibis), 906 nucleotides. The record is from RefSeq and is a predicted model, not a curated record. Lineage: Eukaryota; Metazoa; Chordata; Aves; Pelecaniformes; Threskiornithidae.